CGGAGGAGCAGCGAGUCAAGAUGAGAGUUCAGCCGCGGCGGCAGCAGCAGCAGAGCUAUAGUAUAGAUUUGUGAGAAACCAUCCCUUUCCCCAACCUCUUUGCUCUUUCUGCCUUCCUUUGGACUUUCUAACCUGUAGAGGAUUUCUGAGCAAUGCUGGACUGCAGUGACUAUGUUCUAGACUCAAGAAUGAACAAUCCGUCAGAAACGAGUAAACCAUCAAUGGAAAGUGGGGAUGCCAAUACAGGUACACAGACAAAUGGCCUAGACUUUCAGAAGCAGCCUGUUCCUGUUGGAGGAGCAAUCUCUUCAGCUCAGGCUCAGGCCUUCCUUGGACACCUCCAUCAGGUCCAACUCGCUGGAACAAGUUUACAGGCUGCUGCUCAGUCCUUAAAUGUACAGUCUAAAUCUAAUGAAGAAUCUGGGGACUCCCAGCAGCCAGGCCAGCCUUCCCAGCAGCCUUCAGUGCAGGCACCCAUCCCCCAAACUCAGCUCAUGCUGGCUGGAGGACAGAUAACAGGGCUUGCCCUGACACCGGCCCAGCAGCAGAUACUGCUACAGCAGGCACAGGCACAGCUGCUGGCGGCUGCAGUGCAGCAUUCAGCCAGCCAGCAGCACAGCGCCGCGGGCGCCACCAUCUCGGCCUCCGCUGCAACACCAAUGACGCAGAUCCCCCUGUCGCAGCCCAUACAGAUUGCACAGGAUCUGCAGCAGCUGCAACAGCUACAACAGCAGAAUCUCAACCUGCAACAAUUUGUGUUGGUGCAUCCAACCACCAACUUGCAACCAGCACAGUUUAUCAUCUCGCAGACGCCACAGGGGCAGCAGGGCCUCUUACAAGCGCAGAAUCUUUUAACACAACUACCUCAGCAAAGCCAAGCCAACCUCCUGCAGUCUCAGCCAAGCAUCACCCUCACCUCACAGCCAGCAACCCCAACACGCACAAUAGCAGCAACCCCAAUUCAGACACUCCCACAGAGCCAGUCAACACCAAAGCGAAUUGAUACUCCCAGCUUGGAGGAGCCCAGUGACCUUGAGGAGCUUGAGCAGUUUGCCAAGACUUUCAAACAAAGACGGAUCAAACUUGGAUUCACUCAGGUAUAGGUGAUGUUGGCUCGCUAUGGGCAAACUCUAUGGAAUGACUUCAGCCAAACUACCAUCUCUCGCUUUGAAGCCUUGAACCUCAGCUUUAAGAACAUGUGCAAGUUAAAGCCACUUCUAGAGAAGUGGCUCAAUGACGCAGAGAACCUCUCGUCUGAUUCAGCACUCUCCAGCCCAAGUGCCCUGAAUUCUCCGGGGAUGGGGACUGAGGGUUUAAACCGCAGGAGGAAGAAACGCACCAGCAUAGAGACCAACAUUCGUGUGGCCUUAGAGAGAGUUUCCUGGAGGUUGAAUCAAAAGCCUACCUCGGAAGAAAUCACCAUGAUUGCUGAUCAACUGAAUAUGGAAAAGGAGGUGAUCCGUGUUUGGUUUUGUAAUCGUCGCCAGAAGGAGAAAAGGAUCAAUCCACCUAGUAGUGGUGGGACCAGCAGUUCACCUAUAAAAGCAAUUUUUCCCAGUCCAACCUCACUGGUGGCAACCACGCCAAGCCUUGUGACAAGCAGUGCAGCCACUACUCUGACGGUCAACCCUGUACUCCCUCUAACCAGCGCUGCAGUAACUAAUCUGUCUGUUACAGGCACUACAGAAACCCCCUCCAACAACACUGCAACCGUGAUUUCCACAGCACCCCCAGCUCCCUCAGCAGUGACGCCCCCCUCUCUGAGUCCCUCCCCUUCUGCCUCCGCUUCUGAAGCGUCCAGUGCCAGCGAGACCAGCACAACACAGACCACCUCCGCCCCUCUCUCCUCCCCGCUCGGGACCAGCCAGGUGAUGGUGACAGCAUCCGGGCUACAGACGGCAGCAGCUGCCCUCCAAGGCGCCGCACAGUUGCCUGCAAAUGCCAGUCUCGCUGCAAUGGCUGCUGCAGCAGGAUUAAGUCCAGGGCUGAUGGCACCCUCACAGUUUGCAGCUGGAGGUGCCUUACUCAGUCUCAACCCAGGGACGCUGGGCAGUGCUCUCAGCCCGGCUCUGAUGAGCAACAGUACACUCGCAACCAUUCAAGCUCUUGCAUCUGGUGGAUCUCUUCCAAUAACAUCACUGGACGCAACUGGGAACCUGGUAUUUGCCAAUGCAGGAGGAACUCCUAACAUCGUGACUGCCCCACUGUUCCUGAAUCCUCAGAAUCUUUCUCUGCUCACCAGCAACCCAGUUAGCCUGGUCUCUGCAGCGGCAGCCUCCGCAGGGACCUCUGCACCAGUUGCCAGCCUUCAUGCCACCUCCGCCUCAGCCGAGUCCAUCCAAAACUCUCUCUUCACUGUGGCCUCUGCUAGUGGGGCUGCUUCCACCACCACCACUGCCUCGAAGGCACAGUGAGCUGGGCCAAGUCGGCUUGCCGGCAGCCUUCCUCACUUUGCAGAAGGAUUGGCUGCUGGCUGGGUUUAAAACUAAAAACAGGAUUGGCUUCUUCUCACCGUGUUGCUGGGGACAAGGGAGAGAAGGAAAACAAACAAAAACAAGAAGGAUGGAAAAAUGGGACAGACAUUUGCCUAAUUUUGUAAUAAACACUGUCUUUUCAGGAUUGCUUCAUGGAUUGGAGAACUUUCUAACCAAAAAUGUUAAAAAAAAAAAAACACAAAAAAAAAUUAAGUGAAAGGACUACUUCUCAUUUCCAGCAGUCACGAUGACAAGUUAAGGGGGCUUCUCAACCCUUCACUGGCCUUGAACAUCCACUUCCCUUCCACCUCCCUUUAAAGGGCUGACGAGCCACCUGUGUCUCCACCACUGCCUCAGCUCUUCCAUCCUGCCAGCCCUGCAUGUACAAUGCCUUUUCCCUGUUGGGAUAGGGGCUGUCCCCUUUCCCGGGAGGCCUCAGGGGUCCAAGAAAGGACAUCAAAGACUCCUCCCAGCUGACUGCUGCAUACGCAUUCCACUUUUUUUCUUUGACAUGACCAAAAAAAAAAAAAAUCAAAUAUUUAAUUUAAUUAUUAUUAUUAAUAUUGUUGUUAUUAUUAUUAUUUGACAAUCUUCUAUCCAGCUGGCGGUCGAAAAGCUGCAUCCUCGGUCCUUUCACCUUUUCUUUGAAUGUACGUUUACCCCCCACCCCCCAUCCCCAUGGGAGAGAAGAACUUUGCCAGGCCGUGAUACUGCUGCUAUAAGCCAGGGGAGGGUGGUUUCUUUGUUUUGUUUUGUUCUUUUAACAAUUUCCAGCCAAAACCAAAGAUUUCUUAAUGAUUGUAUAAACUCAAAACAAACAAACCAAAGAAAAGGGGAGUCUUUAGCACUGUUCCGAUCUGGGCUGCAGUCUGGCAUUUGGGGGAGCUGGCUGGGAGGAAGGCCAAGGGACUCCUGGCUGGCUCAGAACAGACGAAUGACAAGAAGGAUCCUUUCCACAGGCUAAGGUUGCUCAGCAGUUUGCUAGGGCAGAGUGACUACCAAGCCAGUUUGCCGGCUUUCUACUCCUGAGGGGAAUGUGCUGCUCCCAGUUUUCAGAAAUAGAUAAAACCCAACAGAAUCUGUCCUAUAACAACCAGGGUUUGGCCACCUAGACCUGGUGGGGGGAGGCGGGGUGAGCAGUCUCAGCACAGGGCACUGGGGCAGGCUGGGCUGCUCUGCUAGGGGCACUUCUGAGGGCUCCUUUGGUUGUGUUUUUAAAUUUCUUAACUGCAGCUGCUGGGGAGCAGCUGCCCUGUGGGUGAGAGAUCACCUUGAAAGAUGAUCAGAGCUUCUCGUUUCUUUGUUUUUCUUCCCCCUCUCUCUCUCUCUCUCUUUUGCGGCCCUACUGUGCAACUAUGCAUUGUAUUUCUCAACCUUUCGUGCUAGGUAGAUGCCUGUGACUUUUUAACGUUGGGGGGUGGGGGGGGGGUUGCAAAUGAAGGAACUUUUUACAUGGAUCUUUUUAAUCUCAGUUGAUUGGGGGUUGGGGGGGGUUUGGUUCUAGGGUCAUACAAGCUCUAUCCCAAAGCAAAAUCCAAAUGUUAAUAAUAUUAGCCUGAUGCAGAUACCAAAGAUAAUUUCUUUCCUGCAGAACCUUAGACUUGUGUAUUAAGUAUGAUUACCCAGCACUUGCAUUAGUCUAACCUCAGUAAUUCCAAAGCUUAGAUGUAUAUUUUGGUAUAUUUCUGGGAUAUUAAAAAAAAAUGUCGUUUAAAAUUCUUGUUUGUUUCAGUGUAAUGCUCUUACAGUCAUAGCAUGAAAAUAAUGGAACUGUCCUCUUCUUAGUAGUUUGAAAUAAUAGUAUUUUUGUAUGUUUUGGGUGUGUCUAUGUAUGUAUUAACAUAACAGUUUUCACUGCCUAGGUGUUCAUAAUAAAAAAGAAAAUUAAAAAGUAUAAGUGUACAUAAUAGUCAAUAAUGAACUUCCACCAGACUGUUGAUUUGGGUUAUGUUUUCACUGAUUGCGGUUCCCAGCUGGGAAUCUUUUUUUAUUUUAUUUUAAAGAGACAGCAACCUUGUUUUUCUAAAUAAAAAAAAAAAAAGGUUUCUUUUUUCUUCUUUUUUAAAUGAAGAUUGAUUCAGGGGUGUUUUUCCACUGUUAUAAAUGGAGGGUCUCAAGGAGCCAUAAGUGCCCUUGCCCCCCAGAGUAUUUUGUUUUUAUGUACUUUACUUUUAAAAUGUGAGUUUGUGUUCCUCUUUGUGGAACCUGAGCUGCGGUGUAAAUGAUUCCCUCCCAAAUUGUCCAAUAGCUUUAACAAGGCAAUGACAAUUCCCAUUCAGUUUAGUGGGAGUCCUCUUACAUUUCUCCUUAGAUAAAUUUGCAAUCUAGGUGGCUAUUGUAUAGCCGCCUUUCCCAGACUGCCUGGUCAGCCAAUUCUAACUCUGACAUAAAUACUUUUAAGAGAAUCAGCUGAAUACUUAGAGAUUUAGGUCUUGUCAUCUAUACCCAUAGGAAACACGGCUUUCUCAGUUUUGAAAACCUGAAACACACAAGGCCUGAUGUUUAGGAAAUUAGCUGAUGUCUCCUGAGGCUGGGAGGUGGUGGGGAAUACUGGGGGUGCUUUCUCUUUAAAAGUACCCUUUAACACCCCCCCCCUUCCUCUCACCCUCUGACCCCAGGGGCUGCCUACAGGUGACUGUAGGCUUGGAGAGAUUGUGUAGAUGACAGUGAAUCAGAAUGAAAUGGUAGAUUUUGUGUAGAUGCAUUUGUCUGCUGUAAUUUUUUAUAUAUAUAAAACUUACUGUAACUGUACAGUUCAUUUCUGUUGUAAACAUCAUUAAAC
This is a messenger RNA of Dromiciops gliroides (monito del monte), 5256 nucleotides long. It is a transcript of the gene POU2F1, whose product is annotated as POU class 2 homeobox 1. Gene Ontology annotation, molecular function: DNA-binding transcription factor activity, RNA polymerase II-specific; RNA polymerase II cis-regulatory region sequence-specific DNA binding. Gene Ontology annotation, cellular component: nucleus. The transcript is spliced from 18 exons. Lineage: Eukaryota; Metazoa; Chordata; Mammalia; Microbiotheria; Microbiotheriidae. The record is from RefSeq and is a predicted model, not a curated record. Gene Ontology annotation, biological process: regulation of transcription by RNA polymerase II.